UGUUUUUAUUUCAGACGUACCAGUAGCAUCGCAACAAUGCCAACAUUAUGGGAGUCAAGCUUCAGUUACUGCUAGGGUUAAUUCUGUUUGGUUCAAUAUGCGGCUUAGAAGAGAAUACAACACAUUCCCAAAAUGUUUCGUUAGAAAAAGUAGAUAGCACAAUAAAUUCAAUUGAAAAAAUACCAAAGACUGAUGCCCGAAUUAAUUUAGUUAACAAAGAUACUCAAGAUUUCGCAGAUAGCGUUAAAUAUUCCGAAUACGAUUCGGAAAAAGAUACUCAAAGAAACCAAACGUCGAGCGAAGAGAAAAUAAAUAAAUAUGAUAGUAGCGAUAGCAAAGAGGACGAUAAAAGGGGGAGACAAAGUAAUUCGAGAUCCAUAGACAUAGAAAAAUUCGAUACGCACGAUUUUCAAAACAAUGAUUAUUCUUCCGAUAAUGAAAAACGUUUGGAGAACACCAUUCGUAAACCUUCAACUAAAAAUUUCAUCGAUUACCCAAUAUAUCCACUUACCACACCCAAAUCCUUUUUCGAUGCCAAAUUCGAAGAAGCGAAACAAAAAUUAGAACAGGAAUACGAAGAACAUUCAGAUGAUCAUCGUACAGAAGAUGAAAUUGAUCAUGAUCAUCGCAUUCGAAUAGACGAAUUAUUCGACGAAGCUAAAAACAAACCAAAUUCAACUUUAGCUUACAGAGAGAAAACCAAAAUUUCUAAAAACAACACUAUUAGCGAUGGAUCUGAAUAUAACGAAUUAAAAGUUGAGACAACACACAAUAUCAACUAUGAUUCAAUUUUAAAAUUUACAACUUCUGAUGAUGAUGAUUCGGAAAAGAUAGAAACGACUUCUCUUAAGCUGAAACUAGAAACAACAUCACCAAGAGGUUUUGUUGCGACGACAAGAAAAUCUGUACAUUUAACAAAAUCGCCUAUAAGUCGAAAUAACCAUAUUUUAAGCAACAAAAUUGAAUCUGAAACAAUCAAAGCUAUAAAUCUCUUAACCACGGAGUAUUCUACCACCAAAAGACUGAAAGAAGAAAAUGAUGUAAUACCAUUAGAACAAACCGUCGAAGAAAACAAAAUUAUACCUUUAGAAACAGUACCAUUUACAACUGAACAUAUAACAAAGGGCAGAACCGGAAUUCCAUUAGAUAAAACCACAGAACAGAUAGUUACGACUAUAAACUAUGCAGGUUUUACUGACACCACCGCGAGUUCCGACAAUUCAUCAACCACAGAACUAUUUGAACAGACAACGUUUGUUAGAGUUAAAGAAGAACAAGCAACUUACCAAGAAACUAACGAACCUGUUACAAAUAUAGAAACAACAAUCAAAACAGAACUGACUACUGCAGAACAAAUUAUUGGACAAGACGAUAAUCAAACAACUACAGAUCAAAUAUUUACUGUCUCUACUACAGAAGCAACCAAAACAACUCACAUUCCCUCAAUAGAAUCUACCACAGAAGCAACCAAAACUACUCACAUUCCCACAAUAGAAUCUACCACAGAAACAACCGAAACUACUAACAAUUCCUCAUCAGAAUCAACCACAGUCUUAACAACUAUACAAGAUUUAAUAGAACAAACAACUAUACCAGAUACAACUAGUACAGACGAGUAUACGACACAACAGAUUACAACAGAAAGUGUAAGCCGAAUUUCGAAAGCUUUCUCAUUUCAAUCAACGGAUACAGUUACCCCCGAAACAACAAAAAUAAUAACAGAUACAACUUCAGAUGUACCUGAAACAACAGAAGUAACAACAGAGAUAAUUAUGAAAAAAUAUCCAAUAGGCGAUAGUACCACUACAAGAGACAUUACCGUAAUUGAUAUAGGAACAGAUAAUGAAACAACGACAGAUGCAGUAACUAAAACUGAAAUUGUAACAACAACUAAACAUGUUGUAUCAAAAAUAUUUGAAACCACAACACAUAUUCCAAAGUUAGAAACUACGACUGUAGAAACAACUGAAAAAUCAAAUUUAUCAACAUUAACAAUGAAAGAAAACUUUACAACUUCUGUAACAGAUUCAGGAAGCACAAUUUUGAGUUAUCCAGAAAUAAAAGCUACUCCAGUUAUCCCCAUAUUUAGGAAUGGUUCCAGUGUUAGUGAAGACGCUUCAAUUUCUACGUCUACAGAGAGCUCUUCCGAAUCAUCUACAGGCACAGAUGCUGGAAAUCUAGGCGGUUCCGAGGAAAAUAAAGGAAAAAUAGCUGCUAUAAUUAUAAGUAGUGUAGGUGCCGUUUGCUUGAUUCUAUUGGCAGGACUUUUGUAUAUAAUGAGAAAAAGGCAGAGGAGGUUCAACUACAAGCAGAGGUGCAGGCCAGUUGGUUUAGACGAUUAUAGUGUAGACAAUGUUUCUGGAUUUAACAGCACUAGAAGGAAAGCUGAAAGACAAUCUAAGAGGUCAUAUGGGAAUCCAGCUUUUGAUGAUCCUGUUGCUGUUACCCAUCCUUUGAAUUUCCCGGCCCUCGCUAAGUUCGCUACAAACAAAGAGGACAUCAAAGCAGAAUUUGAAGAAAUACCACAGAUUAUAGCCAAAACGUAUGAACUACCAGAAGGAUGCGAAACGAAGAACAGAUACGCCAACGUUAUUCCGUUACCGGAGACCAGAGUAUUUUUGCAACCCAUCGAAGGUUAUCCCAACAGUGAUUACAUAAACGCUAAUUACGUGACGGGUCCGAAAAAUACAAAAGGGUAUUACAUAGCCUGUCAAGGUCCCAUGUCAAAUACAGUUGACGAUUUUUGGAGGAUGAUAUGGGAACAACAAACAAAAGUUAUUCUGAUGUUGACGUACUUUUUUGAAAAGGGCAUAGAAAAAUGCGUUGAUUACCUCCCACCUUCGGAAGUCCUGGAUUGUAAUAGAUUAUUCGGCGAUUUCCAGGUUACCCUGAAAAAGAGGGACGUUAAAGACAAAUACAUCAUUUCUAAUCUUCAGUUAAAGAAUAUGGUUUCAAACAGUUGGAGAGAAGUAACUCAUUUCUGGUAUAUGGGUUGGCCAGAGAAAGGUGUACCAGCUGAAGAAAAUUCAAUAAUAGCAUUUCUUAUUGAAGCCAGGAGUUAUAUGAAGUCAGCUACGUUAGAUAAGAAUUCAUCUAACGGUAACCUGAAUGGACUCGCCAAAAAUGAAAUAAAUCCAGUGGUAGUGCAUUGCAGUCCGGGAACGGGAAGAACCGGAGUCGUGAUAGCUUGUGAUAUAGCGAUCAGGGAAUUCGAGCAAACGAGAUUAGUGGACAUUCCUAAAAUAGUGUAUAGGAUAAGGAGAGAUAGAGCCAGUGCGGUACAGACCAAGGAACAAUACAUGUUUAUUUAUAAGGUUGUCAGCUUGUAUGCUACAAAACUGACGGGUGGAGCACUGGAAUCGUUUUAAGAUUUUAAGUAUUUGUUAUUGUAUAUUUAGAAAUGUUAAUAUAUGUUUUGUGAUACCUAGUGAAACUUGUUAAAUUUAAUUGUAUAUUAUUAGUGAAAUGUAUUUUCAUAAAAUCAUAUAGAUU
Psylliodes chrysocephalus is the source of this 3492-nucleotide messenger RNA. Lineage: Eukaryota; Metazoa; Arthropoda; Insecta; Coleoptera; Chrysomelidae. The record is from the annotation of a GenBank genome assembly.